Messenger RNA from Myotis brandtii (Brandt's bat), 1014 nucleotides. RefSeq names its product phenazine biosynthesis-like protein domain containing (gene PBLD). Gene Ontology annotation, molecular function: isomerase activity. The record is from RefSeq and is a predicted model, not a curated record. Gene Ontology annotation, cellular component: cytoplasm. Lineage: Eukaryota; Metazoa; Chordata; Mammalia; Chiroptera; Vespertilionidae. Bases 46 to 912 code for a protein of 288 amino acids. The transcript has 9 exons. Gene Ontology annotation, biological process: biosynthetic process.
AUUACCAGCGUUUGUGAGAGCCUGCAGAGACAGCCUGCAAGGAAAAUGAAGCUCCCUAUUUUCAUAGCAGAUGCAUUCACAGCAAAAGCAUUUCGUGGAAAUCCUGCUGCUGUUUGUCUCCUAGAAAAUAAAUUGGAUGAAGACAUGCAUCAAAAAAUUGCAAGGGAAAUGAACCUCUCAGAAACCGCCUUUAUCCGAAAACUGAACCCAAGUGACAGCUUCUCACAAAGUUCCUGCUUUGGACUAAGGUGGUUCACACCGGCGAGUGAGGUCCCUCUCUGUGGUCACGCGACCCUGGCUUCUGCAGCCGUGCUGUUUCACAAAAUAAAAAAUGUGAAUAGCACUCUAACCUUUGUCACGCUGAGUGGGGAACUAAAGGCCAGAAAAGCGGAGGAUGGUAUCAUCCUGGACUUGCCUCUUUACCCAGCCCACCCGCAGGACCUCCAUGAAGUAAAGGACUUAAUAAAGACUGCCAUAGGUGACACACUGGUCCAGGACAUCCGCUACUCCCCAGACACCCGGAAGCUCCUUGUCCGGCUCAGUGACACUUAUGACAGGUCAUUUCUGGAGAACCUGAAAGUGAACACACAGGAUCUGCUGCAAGUAGAGAACACAGGGAAGGUGAGAGGACUCAUUCUCACUCUUAAAGGAAAGCCCGGUGGGCAGACCCACGCAUUCGACUUUUACUCCAGAUAUUUCGCACCCUGGGUUGGCAUCGCAGAAGACCCGGUAACAGGGUCUGCACAUACUGUUCUCAGCAGCUACUGGUCCCAAGAACUGGGGAAGAAAGAUAUGCGUGCCUUUCAGUGUUCCUGCCGAGGAGGAGAACUGGAGAUAUCCCUGCGUCCGGAUGGCCGGGUUGACAUUAGGGGAGGUGCUGCGGUGGUUGUAGAGGGCACACUGACAGCCUAGAGGUGCUGUGCCGAUGCUGCUCUCCCCCAUGACUGCUUCCAUGAAGAAAAACAUAGGGGCCUUUAGCAAACCUGCAUGGUAGUCUACUUAAUCCUCAGGUUA